Messenger RNA from Neohortaea acidophila, 912 nucleotides. RefSeq lists its product as uncharacterized. The transcript is spliced from 2 exons. The record is from RefSeq and is a predicted model, not a curated record. Bases 1 to 912 code for a protein of 303 amino acids. Lineage: Eukaryota; Fungi; Ascomycota; Dothideomycetes; Mycosphaerellales; Teratosphaeriaceae. Gene Ontology annotation, biological process: regulation of transcription by RNA polymerase II. Gene Ontology annotation, cellular component: nucleus.
AUGGCCGGCGACGCUCCCCCGCAUCUCCAAAGUGCGGGCAGUCGCGCCGGCUCAGUCGCAUCGAUGCAACAGCACUCGGGCGACGAGGAUUCGCCGGUGACGCGAACGUUCAAGCGCACUGGGCCGCCGCCGAUGAACGCGGAUAACAAGUAUAUCUGCGAUGUCGCCGGCGAGUGUCGCGACCUCGUGUUUGACCGCAAGUGUGAAUGGGGGAAACACAUGGACAAACACGACCGUCCGUACCGCUGCCAACAUGAAUCGUGCGCCAAGUUGCAAGGCUUCACCUACUCUGGCGGCCUACUGCGACACGAGCGAGAAGUGCACGGCAAGCACGGCGGCCCCCGGGCGCAGCUAAUGUGUCCCUACGAGGACUGCAAGCGCCACGUCGGCAAAGGCUUCACCCGGAAGGAGAAUCUCAACGAGCACAUCCGCCGAGUGCACCAAAGCAAGGAGCACGUCCUCCAAGGUGUGCCGCAGCAGCAACAAGACGGCAUCGACGUCUUCCCCGGUGCAGUCGCCCCUCCCGCUGAAAUGGAAACCCCGGGCUCCGACGCGGUCUAUGAUGGCCGCGACGACCAAGUCUCGCCCGCCCGCAAGCGGAUGCGAACGGCUGUGGAAGCUCACAACCAUCAACCACACGAGCAGCAACAGCACGAGCAUCAGCCGCCGCAGAUAUUCUCGGAAGAGGCCGAAAUGCUCAAGCUGGAAGUCCAGCAGCUGCGCGAUGUGCUUGCUGGGAGGGACUCGCAGAUUAUGCAACUGGAACUAAAGAUGGAGGAGGAGCGCUUGAGUCGCGACGAGGAAAUCAGAAGGCUGCAGGACGCUCUCAGACAGUUGGAAGCGCAGCAGCAGGUUCAGGCCCAGGAGCGCAAGGAACAACCGCAGGAACUGCAGAGUGAAUUGCACGCUUAG